Delphinapterus leucas (beluga whale) is the source of this 1189-nucleotide messenger RNA. RefSeq names its product intraflagellar transport 22 (gene IFT22). NCBI's taxonomy places the organism in Eukaryota, Metazoa, Chordata, Mammalia, Artiodactyla, Monodontidae. The record is from RefSeq and is a predicted model, not a curated record.
AUGGGAACGAAGGCAGCCAACCGGCGCGGCGGCUUCCGCUCCGCCCUGACGGAGGCGAGGACUCUGGCAGCGCCUGGGGUUCCGGCGGGUCUGCGGGCUGCGGGCCGCGAUGCUGAAGGCCAAGAUCCUCUUCGUGGGGCCCUGCGAGAGUGGAAAAACUGUUUUGGCCAACUUCCUGACAGAAUCUUCUGACAUCACCGAAUACAACCCAACCCAAGGAGUGAGGAUCCUGGAAUUUGAGAACCCACACGUUACAAGCAACGACAAAAGCACGGGGUGUGAAUUUGAGCUCUGGGACUGUGGUGGCGAUCCAAAGUUCGAGUCUUGCUGGCCAGCCCUGAUGAAGGACUCUCACGGGGUGGUGGUCGUCUUCAAUGCUGACAUCCCAGGCCACCUGAAGGAAAUUGAGAUGUGGUAUUCCUGCUUCGUCCAGCAGCAGUUUUUACAGGACACUCAAUGUCUGUUAAUUGCACACCACAAACCAGGCUCUGGAAGUGACAAAGGAAACCUGGCUUUGGCGCCACCCUUGAACAAGCUGAAGCUGGUGCACUCAAAUCUUGAGGAUGACCCAGAAGACAUCAGAAUGGAGUUCAUAAAGUAUUUAAGAAGCAUAAUCAACUCAGUGUCUGAGAGCAGAGACCGGGAGGAGAUGUCAAUUAUCACCUAACCGGCCUUCACCUAGACGCUUCUGCAUCCCAAAUGAAGUCAAUUUCAGUGCAGAUCUGAAAUCCAUCCACCUGCUAAGGUUCUCAUCUCCCUUUGGCUGUAGAAGACAUUUUCCUUAUUUAGCCAAAGGUAACAGUCAGCCAGGGAGUUGACUCAUACCAUCUAUUCUCUGUCCUCAGUUCAGCUGAGAAACUCCUGUUAUUGAAUUCUGAUACCUCUGCCCCAGAUCUCUCCAGAGAGCUGGAAAACUGAGGUGGGUUUUUUUACCCCUUCACAUUAUGCCAUACUGUAAAAGUUGUGGAAUUGUAACUGUCAUAGCCCAGUGAUAGCAACAGUAGUUUAAUCCACGUACAUUGGUUUAAAUGUGAUUUUCAUUCCUUAAUCUGUACAACUUGCCUAGGAUAUUCUUGAAAAAUAUUAGCAUUUAACCUCUGCAAGAUUUUAUUUUUAUUUAGAUGUCCUUGAUAUCUGGAUACCGUAUCACACUGGAAGUUGGAAUACAUAUAUAUCUUCUAAAAACGUU